Messenger RNA from Spinacia oleracea (spinach), 656 nucleotides. Its product is annotated as abscisic stress-ripening protein 1. The transcript is spliced from 2 exons. The coding region runs from base 136 to 456 and encodes 106 amino acids. The record is from RefSeq and is a predicted model, not a curated record. Lineage: Eukaryota; Viridiplantae; Streptophyta; Magnoliopsida; Caryophyllales; Amaranthaceae.
AAUAUUUUCCCUAUAAAUAACCUUAAGGUUCCUAGAAGAAAAUUAAUCAACUAACAAUAUCUUACAAGUAUAUAUAUUUAUUUGAUCUCAAAUACUACAUAUCAAUUAUUUCUUGAGUUUUUUUUGGAAGUAAUAAUGUCUGAUGGGGAGGAGAAGCACCACCACCACAUCUUCCACCGCCACAAGGAGGACGAAGAGCCUAAGGACCCCGAACAGGAGUUGAAGCAUCACAAGGUCCUUGGCCAUAUUAGCAAGGCUACCGUUGUUGCUGCUGGUGCUUAUGCCUUGCAUGAGAAGCACCAGGCGAAGAAGGACCCAGAGAAUGCUCAUCGCCACAAAACAGCAGAGGAAAUCGCAGCAACGGUUGCAGUUGGAGCUACUGGGUUUGCACUCCAUGAGCAUCACAAGAAGAAGGAAGCUAAGGAAAGACUCAAAGAAGAGAGUAGCCAUCAUUAAAUUAAAUUCAAACCGUGUGUUUGAUUUUAGUUCUAAUAAAAUACUCCAUAUUCCGUAAUUUAAUUUGUUUUGAAGACUUUAUUUGUUAUCUCACAUUCUCACGUACAUUUGUAUUAUGUUUUGAGUUGAUCAAUAUUCUUAUCAUUGUGUUUGUAACGAAAGAAUUGAAAUAUUUAUACAAGAAAUUUACAUUUAUUGUA